Molecule: messenger RNA, 1741 nt
Organism: Lycium ferocissimum
Lineage: Eukaryota; Viridiplantae; Streptophyta; Magnoliopsida; Solanales; Solanaceae
Product: inactive protein RESTRICTED TEV MOVEMENT 2-like
Exons: 2
Coding region: 172-1575 (467 amino acids)
Source: RefSeq, a predicted model, not a curated record
UUGCAAUUCUCAAAGUCCUUGAUUUCUCAUGCAAACACACCUAUAAAAUGGAAGUUAUUGUAAACCACAUAAUAUUCAUCAAAGCAUUCAAAGUCUCAAAACAUUGUCAAGAAAACAAAACAAGAGAAUUUAAUAAAAAAUUUGCACUUCUUUCUGUCAAUUUGAAUUCAAAUGGCAAUGAGACCAAGAGGUGGUGGUAGAGAUGGACCUAGUACUCGCCCUCAUAGGGCGCCGCGACCUGGAGUUCGCCCAGUUUAUGAAGAUUUUAGGCCUAUUUCUGAGCGGCAUCAAGAGGAAAGAGCUGAAAAACUACUUAUAUUUCUUCCUGGAUUCUUGAAGGAAAGCCUUAGAGUAAGUACAGAAGGCAAGAACACAGUCAGGGUACGUGGAGAACGGUUUGUAGGAGGCAACAAAUGGAAUCGCUUCCAAGAAGAUUAUCAAGCACCUGAGAACUGUAACUUGAGAGGCAUCCAUGCCAAAUUUGAGAAUGGUAUCCUCAUCAUCACUAUGCCUUGCAAAAUGCCCAAGCAAUUAUUAGAUGAACACACAAAACAACCCCCUCUAACAACCCCACCACCCCCUCACAAGGAUGAUGAUGUUCCUCCCAAAACAAGUUAUCCAACUAUUGAAACCCAAACACAACCAACCCCUUUAAAACCCACAGCUCAAUUGCCAAAGCCUCAAAAUGCUGACAAAGAUCAAACUUCUAGAGUACAGGAAAAACAAAGAGAAAAGCAGAAAAUCUUUGAUGACCCAUUGAAGAGUGCUGAAACAUCAAAGUCUCAAAAGGGUGAUGAUGUUCCUUCCAAAACUACUUAUCCAACUAUUGAAGCCCCAAGAAAACCAACCCCUUUAAAACCCAGAGGCCAAUUGCCGAAGCCUCAAAAUGUUGACAAAGAUCAAGAUUCCAGGGGAGUACUGGAAAAGCAAAGAGAUGAGAAGAAAAUCAUGAAAGGUCAAGUGAAGAGUGCUGAAACAUCAAAGACUCGAAAGGGUGAUGAUGUUCCUUCCAAAACAACUUAUCCAACUAUUGAAGCCCCAAGAAAACCAACCCCUUUAAAACCCAGAGGCCAAUUGCCAAAGCCUCAAAAUGUUGACAAAGAUCAAGAUUCCAGGGGAGUACUGGAAAAGCAAAGAGAUGAGAGGAAAAUCAUGGAAGGUCAAGUGAAGAGUGCUGAAACAUCAAAGACUCGAAAGGGUGAUGAAAUUAUAGAAUUUCCAGCUCUUAGAAAAACCCCAGUAGGAAAAACCAGUGGUAAGAGGGAAAAAACAAAAGAUGAGAAGAAAAUCUUGGAAGGAGGAAAGAAGGUUGCUGAAAAGAGUAAAGAACUAAUAGGAGAAAUUCAAGAAAAGGUUGAGCAGAAAGGACCAAAAGAAAAGCAAAGUGCAAGUAAUUUAGCUGCUGGUACCUCUUCUUAUCAUGGCAGUGAAUUCAGUAUUGACAACUUGAAGAAAAGCUUUGUGGGACAAAAUGAAGAGAGACAACUGCUUGUUAAUGCUGGAGCUGCUGUGCUGGUGAUUAUGGCACUAGGGGCUUAUGUUUACCACUCCAUUGGAUCAGGGAGAGCUAAGUAAAUAACAACACUUAAAUUAUGUAAAAAUGUACAAAUUUACCUCGAUUGUGAUGCUUUUAAUUUGUGCAAAUAAAAGUAAAUGGGGUUGACAAGGGCAUAUGUGAAAAAUGUAGGAACAAAUCAUUCUUUCAAGUCUAAGUUAAUAAAAAAUUUAAUUCAGUCAGUUA